This is a messenger RNA of Linum tenue, 2344 nucleotides long. Lineage: Eukaryota; Viridiplantae; Streptophyta; Magnoliopsida; Malpighiales; Linaceae. The record is from the annotation of a GenBank genome assembly.
GUUGAAUAAAAAGGCCCGCAGGACAAAGGUGGCCGCAUCGCGGCGUCUCUUCAUAUAUGUACACUGUCGCCCCGCAAAUCAGGGAGCGGCGGUUGGAUUUCGACAGCCAUCCCUUCUGCUCUGCCAUCGCCCAUCUGCAUUCCAUCUCUCUCUCUCUCUCCAACUAACAAAGCACCGCAACUCCCCACAUCAAACCGGUUCUCCGGUAAUCGAGACCGCCGAUGGCAGGGCCCACUCCAGAUGCGAUCGAGUCCUUCGUCGGAAUCACUGGUGCGUCCCACUCACUCGCCGUGCGGAAACUCGAGGAACACGGAGGCAAUCUGGACGAAGCUCUGAAUGCGCAUUUCAGCGGAAUAGAGAGCUGCAACACGAAUGCAGUACCCAGCACUCUCCCUCUGUACAGUUCUGUAAAUCCUAUAAAUCAAGUACCAAAUGAGCCACGAGGCAUUUCACCAGUUAUUUCUGCUGUUCGAAGUUUUAGGCCAUCGUUGCUGCUUGACCCGAGCUAUAGGAGGAAUCUCUGGAACCAACUUGGUGCUUCUGUCUUCAACAGCGGUAGACCAUCAACAGCUCCCACAAUACCUUAUGCCAGCGGUUAUGAGCCGCCGCCUUAUCAAUCAGGAGCAAGGCCUGCAAUGCAGGAUGCAUAUGGAGCUUCACUAUCUAAUCAUGUCCAUCCUUAUGGAACUAUGUCGAGAUAUGACGAACCACAUCCUAGUGAUAACAACGUGGAAGAAGAAAUGCUCAGGCGUGCAAUUGAGGCUUCAAAACAGGAUGUAAGGGAGAGUCUUAGUAUUAUAUGAAAUAGCUCCAUUGCAAUGCAUUUUAGAACCCUAAUGUUGUCUUUUCUCUCUCUCUCUCUUCUUCUUCUUCUUCUUACCUUUGUUUCCGCUUAUGGCCUUCUUUUCGCCAAUGCACUCCAUAUAGAUCCAAACCUCAUCCAGAGCAGGGGUUGUUCAGGGUGAACUUCAUUUAGAAGACGAGGAGCUUGCUCGUGCAGUAUCUUUUUCAAUGAAGACUGCAGAAGAAGAGAAGGCUAUGCGUGAGCUAGUGGCAAAAGACCAGGUUCGAGCUCAUGAUCUAAGUGAAAGGGCCGGAAGUAGCCAUAGCUGGCAGGAUGGGAGCUCGAGCUCAAGAGAGAAAGUUGUUGACGAACAAUUGUGGAGUGCCAUGUCUUCUGAGGAGCUUGAUGAAGCUAUUCUUCUCGAGACGGCAAUUUUUGGUCAAAAUUAUAGAGGAAGUUCCCAUAAACAAGCAUCAGUUGUGCCCACUUCUGAGGACAGAAGUAGUGUAUCUGUCAGUUCAAAAAGUGCACAAAAUCCCUUAUCUGACUUGCGGAAGGAACGGCAGUCACUUCGAGAGGAACAGGAUAACGAGUAUCUGGCUUCUCUCCUGGCUGAUAAGGAAAAGGAGGUGGCAGUAUCAAAGAAAGCUGAAGUAUCUAGUCCAAUUGAAGAAGGAAGCUCCCAAAGUACAAUGCUUGAUGACGUGGGAAAGGAGAGGCUGCUUGCUGCAAAAGAAGCAUUGCUUCCUGAAGAGCCGCUUGUGGACGAGGAGAAUGCAGUGACUCUGCUCCUGCGCAUGCCAGAUGGUAGUCGCCAUGGCCGCCGCUUUCUCAAAUCCGACAAGCUGAAAUGUGUGUUUGACUUCAUUGACGUUGGCAGAGCUGUUAAGCCUGGAACGUACAGAGUGGUGAGACCAUAUCCUAGGCGUGCUUUCUCUGUGGAAGAUGGCUCAUUGAGUUUGUAUGAAGCUGGUCUGAACAGUAAACAAGAAGCCUUGUUCUUGGAGUUCAUUUAGCCUUCACGCUUUACUGCUUCGAACAUCACAGUUGAUCAUGAGGCGAUUGAGAGGAGUAUAGCCGCCAGUGGGUGAAUAGAUUGCUGUAGUGUAUGGUACAAUCCAUCCCACUUGGUCCUUUCCUUUUGAAUUUUGCUGUGGUUUGUUUCCUUUUGCAACAUGAGACUUGAUGGGUUUAGAAAUUACAGAAUUUCAAACGUGAAAGUUGGGGACUGCAACUGUCUUUUACGUUUGUAGAUGCAGAAACAAAUUACACAUUUCCUGUAAUUUCCUGUACGGCCCGGGCUGGGCAAGCUGUUGGUUGACCCUCUUGUAGUAUCCUGGCCGUUUCUGCCAUAGCUCUGUGUACUCGUUAAACUUGUCUGGAGUGGUUCCUUCAAGGGUUCCCAUUCCUGAUUCUAGCAGGGAUUACAGUUAAGCUUUCAGGCCAUUUGGGUAGUGCCCCACCUGCUGUUUUCCCUUACUAACUGUCAUCCCUUACUAACUGUCAACGCGGUAAAUGUUACAUUUGGUAACUGAGAUUACUAAAUUGUGUCAUAUUUAG